This is a messenger RNA of Parathielavia appendiculata, 1024 nucleotides long. RefSeq names its product IGPD-domain-containing protein. The coding region runs from base 154 to 843 and encodes 229 amino acids. Gene Ontology annotation, molecular function: imidazoleglycerol-phosphate dehydratase activity. The record is from RefSeq and is a predicted model, not a curated record. Gene Ontology annotation, biological process: L-histidine biosynthetic process. The transcript has 2 exons. NCBI's taxonomy places the organism in Eukaryota, Fungi, Ascomycota, Sordariomycetes, Sordariales, Chaetomiaceae.
GCAACAUCUUCGCGCGGGGUCAUUGAUCUUUGUCACUGUCGAUCGCGGUGCCAGGCUAAAAUUUGGUAAGAGGCGCCAACAGUUCGCGACAAUUGAACUCUGGCAGAAACAUAACGCUGUUUCUAGACCUCUCUGUACCUCUAGGAUCCUACAAUGAGCUCGUCUCAACCCGCACCCCGAUGGGCGGCCUUUGCGCGCGACACCAACGAGACUAAGAUCCAGAUCGCCCUUAACCUCGACGGCGGCGCAUUCCCGCCAGACACCGAUCCGCGCCUGCAAGUGAACGGCGCCGACAGCCAUGCCUCCCAGUCGAGCAAGUCGCAAACUAUAAGCAUCAACACGGGCAUUGGAUUUCUCGACCACAUGCUGCAUGCCCUUGCAAAGCACGCCGGUUGGAGUAUGGCGCUCGCCUGCAAAGGCGACCUGCACAUCGACGACCACCACACAGCCGAAGACGUCUGCAUCUCGCUGGGCUACGCCUUCGCCCGGGCCCUCGGCACGCCCACGGGCCUGGCCCGCUUCGGGUACGCCUACGCGCCGCUUGACGAGGCGCUCAGCCGGGCGGUAGUCGACCUGUCGAACCGGCCGUACAGCGUCAUCGACCUUGGGCUCAAGCGCGAGAAGAUAGGCGACCUCAGCACCGAGAUGAUCCCGCACUGCCUGCAAAGUUUCGCGCAGGCUGCCCGCGUCACGCUGCACGUCGACUGCCUGCGGGGCGACAACGAUCACCACAGGGCUGAGAGCGCGUUCAAGGCCCUGGCGGUCGCCGUGAGGCAGGCGACAAGCAGGGUCGCGGGGAGGGAGGGGGAGGUGCCGAGUACGAAGGGAACACUGAGUGUAUGAGGGGAAGUUAGGUCUGGAUAUGGUGGCCUUGUCAAACCGUUAAAGACAAAGAGCGAAAUGGGAUUAGAUGGCGUUUAUAUUAUAAACUUUCCACUUAUGGGCACGGCUCCCAGGCGGGGUGGUAUAUGUAGUGCAAUCAUACUUCUGAACUAGAAGAAGGAAGAGGAAAGGAAUGUGGUAG